GAGCCUAACACAGGCUGUGUUCAAAUAAAGUUAUUAUUUACAUAUAACGGUGUGAAGUUAUAUGACACCUACUGUACAUAAAAAACGUAAGUCGCAAUUACAUUUAUUUGCAUUUUCACAAAUACAUGACACAACAUGAUCAUCAUCGCAUAACUAUGCUAGAUGAAAUCAUCCAGACAACAAAAAGACAGUUUUCUACAAUAUUCUAAUACGAAAUCUGAGACAUUACGAGUUUCCUUUUCUAUUCGUGUGUGGGUCAGAAGUCCCGACGCUUUCCAGUAAAACGAGUGAUUUUUAGCGCAAUUUGAGAUAAAGAAAUAAAGUUUAUGCUACAGUUCAUGUCAGAUUUAAUACUUGGUCGGAUCAAACAUGUUGUUUAAAUGUGACAUAAGCCUGUCGUUACAUUGCUGUGGGCAUGCCUGCAGGAUAUUCUGACCGGCAGGUUGCAGAUUUCCCAACACAACAGGAGACUUGCGUCAGGUCUGUUUUUUAAGGAGACUGAUAGCGCCACUCUUUCGACGAAUCAGAUUCCUGGAUUCACCGCCACUUAACCCCCUCCUUGUUCGAGGACUCCAUCGGCAUUUAUCUCUGAAUCAAGUGGAAGCAUUAAGACAACCAAACAGUCAGAAUGUUUGACUUUAAGAUAAUCUUUUCUUUUCUUGUUUUAACGGGUUUCGCCUGUAAGUCACGCUGGUUUGCACAUGCAGCCUCACCGCAGAUGUUUUCUGAACAUUUUUACAACGCGAGUGUUUCUAAAGGAGCUGCUUCUGACGACGCUGAGGUCGAAUUAUCAGUGGUCGAAGGAGGAAACCUCACCGUCUUCACUACGACCAUUCUAUCAGAGGAAGACCCCCAGAUUCUGACCAGCCGACUGCACGAAGCAUCAGAAGAUCUGAUCGCACAGCUGACCUGUUACAAUAACAACUGCACAAGUGAAGGCUCGGAACCUGCUGUUUUUAUUCGUUACUAUGCUCAGAAUGUUACAAUUGUCAUCGUGAACGCCACCCGCAACCAAACGGGGCGAUACAAAGUUUACGUACACAGCGGCACGCGCAACGAAAACUGGAUGUAUGUCAUAACUGUAUUCGAGUCUACACGCAGCCCAGAAUCUCCUCCUUCUUACAUCAUCAGUAAACCAGUAACUGCGGGUAUAGGUGCUACUGUGGGCAUAUUGGUCUUGGCUCUCAUCAUUGGUGCCAUAUACCGCAUAUACCGCAUAUACCAUAGGAAGGGGGUGUUUCAGAGCGUGCCGGAUGAGGUGCCUUAAACCUCGCAGCCAGCAGAACUAUACGAGCUGUUGAGAAUGAUCUUCUUGAUCGAUCACUGUACAUCUGUACUGUUUCUGAAUGCAGGUGCUGUGGAUUUAAAGUGCACAGAGACUGUUUAUGGUCCUCUAAUACAGCACACGCCUAGUACUCGACUGACCUGACUGGGCAAACAUGAAAUGUUGAAAUGUUAAAACACGUUCUUGUAUUUCAGUUUAAUGUGUGAUGUCAGCUGUAAAAAUCCCGUCUGAGGGUAAACAUUGCUCUGAUUGUUUAUACAGCGGGACAUUCUUAGAUAAUAAUGGGUGGGGCUGCAGGAGUGUGUGUAAACCUGUAAACCAUUGUUUGCAAUCGUGUUAGUGAAAGAAAUGACUUCACCUUUAACAAAGCCAAAAAUGAGCCAGUGAAAAAAGAACAACCGGAUAUAUUUCAUAGUGACACAUGAAUGUGAUUUAAAGAACAGAGAUCCUAGACUAUUAGCAUUACUUAACUUACAUGCAUCUUGGAGAUAUCUAUUUGAUGUCUGCAUUUACAUCUGCAAAACAUAUUUUUUGAUUGUUUGUUCAUCUGCAAUAUAUCUCUGAGACGUCUCAUGUCAGAUGUCAGAUGUCAAAUAGACAUCUAGAAGAUGUCUGUAAGAUGUUUAUGGUUUCUAAUGUAAAAUGGCCUUUUCUAAGACGUUUUCUAAGAGGAUUUUACAAAGCAGAUCUUUAGCAGACAUCUUACAGAUGUACCUGUGUUAUCUAGCAAUAAGAAAACAUUGUUAUUUGAUUGGAAGACCAAAGCCCAUUUUUUAUUAAUUGCUUAUUUAUUUUUGUGUUAUUUUAUAUUAUUUAUUAUUUUUUGUAUUAUUUUUAAACAAAUAAAUGAAGAUACCACAAAUGU
This is a messenger RNA of Triplophysa rosa, 2150 nucleotides long. RefSeq lists its product as uncharacterized. NCBI's taxonomy places the organism in Eukaryota, Metazoa, Chordata, Actinopteri, Cypriniformes, Nemacheilidae. The transcript has 3 exons. Bases 629 to 1267 code for a protein of 212 amino acids. The record is from RefSeq and is a predicted model, not a curated record.